GAGACUGGCUCAAGUCUACUUCAAUGCAGGGCACAAUAAUGUGAUUGAUAUAGUGGAAGGUCUACAUGCUGCUCCAUCUGUGGAAACUUCUGCUGUUGAUAAAACUGUGACUGAGGGUGCAGACUUUGUAGAAUUCAACUGCACUGUUGCUUUGACUAUGCCUGAACCGACUCUUACCUGGACAUUUACGAACAAUGAUGGUCACAUGGAGACAUUACAAGAGCAGCCACGUCUUCCAGGUGCAAGGACAAGUAUUAUUAAGAUAUCUUCAAUUUCAAGGGACAAAAGUGGUCGUUAUGAUUGUGUUCUUGAGAAUGAAUUUGACAAAGUCAAUUCAUCAGCACAUUUGACUGUACAAUAUUUUGAUGGUGUCAGUCUUAGUGUUAUGCCAAGCAAUGAACUUGUAUUUAAAACAAAUGGGAUUUUAGUCGUCAACGUGUCAUCAGUUCCAGCUGCAACUGAGAUACGUCUGAGUCGAAGUGAUGUCGUAUUCUUCUCCUCAUCCAACAGCAGUUUUAACAAACCAAUAGGAGCUGUCACAGUGAAAGAGAACAAUCACAUACAGUACGUCUUUACUGUUGAUAAAAGCUGGAACACUGCGGUAACGGCAUAUGCUGAACAUCUACUAGGGAGUAAUACAUCAACUCAAGUAAUAACUGUACUUGCUCCUCCAGGUCCAAUUGAUGUGUCUGUAAACACCUCUUGUUAUAACAAUAAUAACAGUUUACUGGUUAUGUGGACUGUGUACAGCAAUGGUGGACGUGACAUCAGCAUGUACACAAUGAGAUGGAGGAAAGGUUGUAGUAAUACUCCAACUACAUUGCUCAACUCAAAGACAUGGAUGGUAUCAGACAAUGUCUUUACACAGCAAGGAGGCAGUUACAUAAUACCAGGACUGGAUGGUAACACAACAUAUUGUAUAGACGUGGAAGCAACAAAUAGUAUUGGACCAAUGUUGAUGACAGUCAAAGCAACUACACUGUCUGUCCCAAAGCAGCCUAAACUUCAAUGUAAUCCCACAUUGACCACAAAUACAAGUGUAGCAAUGACUUGGGUAGUCAGCAGCAAUGGUGGUGAUGACGUCUCACAUUAUGCUGUAGUACUGAGUGAAGAUCUGAAUUUCACGCAUACAGCUUAUUCAAAGACUCUGUUUGUGGUUGACAAUUCUGAGUUGACACAGAAGGGUGGAAUGGUUACUGUGCCAGGUCUUUCUGGUGGAACAACAUAUUAUGCAAAGGUUGUUGCAAGAAAUUGUGUCGGUGCUAGUGUUCCUGCUACACGGUCUUGCUCUACACGCUGUGGUCAGUGUAUUUGUGAGUAGUGUUUGUAUUCAUGUGUUAUUUGGUCUCAUAUACAUUAUGUUGUGUUGUUUUGUAAGGUCAAUUAUUGCAACCGCGAGAAGCCAAAGAAGUAUUUUUGUCUGAUGACACCAUAACACUGACAGUAAAGGCUCCUGACUUGAAUUGUCAAAUUGACAAAUACAUUGUUAAAGAUGUAGCGUCUGCUGACAAACUCCAGUCAUCAUAUUCUGUCGAGAAUGGUAUUGUGACUAUUACCCUAACGGGACUGGAGGCAGGAGCAAACUAUACAGUUCAAGUGUAUGCAGUACAUGAUCAAUCACAGGAACGUCCAAUAGGGAAACCAGUCACAUUUCAAAUAUCAAGCCAAGAUAAAGUAACUGUAGGUGGAUUGUCGUCGAGAGUCAUAGCUGCAAUUGCUGUUCCGCCCGUCAUCAUAGUCGUGAUUGUGUCUCUUGUUCUCUGGUGGUUUAAAGCCAGAAGAGCAUCUUCAGAGUCAAGACCUCCACACGUGGAAACUACAGAAGAUAUAAGAUCUGAUCAUGAUACUGUAAUGAGUCAGUCCAGUGCCUAUACUGCAUUCAAGUCCAUGGCAGGAGGAGGAAAUCCAAGAUCAGAAAUCAGAAUGCAGGAAUCGAACGCCUAUGGCGUUGGCAAGAUGCAACAGCCUGCCCACCCUGUUCCACAGUAUGAAGUUGUGAUGUAAGGUAAGGUCACGUGACGGAAUAACAAGCAAUUUUUACAAAUUGCACGCUUAUAAUAUGGUGUCUUGCUGUUUGACUAAGCGCUAACUUAGUGAUUUAGUCUUUUCUCGUUGUGCAUGUAGCUUUGCAAGAGGCGUAAUGAACGCAUUAGUAUUGCUAGCUCAUCGUUGACUUA
This is a messenger RNA of Corticium candelabrum, 2177 nucleotides long. RefSeq lists its product as uncharacterized. Gene Ontology annotation, molecular function: protein binding. Gene Ontology annotation, biological process: cell-cell adhesion. Bases 158 to 1321 code for a protein of 387 amino acids. The record is from RefSeq and is a predicted model, not a curated record. Lineage: Eukaryota; Metazoa; Porifera; Homoscleromorpha; Homosclerophorida; Plakinidae. The transcript is spliced from 6 exons.